Amphibalanus amphitrite is the source of this 1393-nucleotide messenger RNA. Its product is annotated as general transcription factor IIE subunit 2-like. Gene Ontology annotation, cellular component: transcription factor TFIIE complex. The transcript is spliced from 6 exons. NCBI's taxonomy places the organism in Eukaryota, Metazoa, Arthropoda, Thecostraca, Balanomorpha, Balanidae. The record is from RefSeq and is a predicted model, not a curated record. Bases 188 to 1027 code for a protein of 279 amino acids. Gene Ontology annotation, biological process: transcription initiation at RNA polymerase II promoter.
GUAAAUGAAUAUUUGUCAUUAUAGAGUUCAGUGAUAUUUGUGCAUUUUGUCUGUCGUUCGCUAAUUCACUGUAGGAACGUCGGGAGAGUUAUUUUUCAUUUGUGCUUCGGGGGAAGUCUUUCACAGAGCGUCUUCAUAUUUGUCAUAUAUUUGAAUUCUUCAGUUGUGAAAAGAAUACAUAACCAUUAUGGAUCCAUCACUACUGAAGGAGAGAGAUGCCUUCCGAAAGAAGGCAAUGGCCACCCCUGUGGUGGAAACCAAACCAAAGAAGGCACCUUCAAAACCCAGUGUCAGCGAGCCUCCAAAGAAGAAGGCUAAAACUGGACCGACCCCUGGUGACAUUCACAGCCUGAAAAUGGUAUCGGGCAGCUCUCAGUACCGUUUCGGCGUGCUGGCCAAAAUCGUCAAACACAUGCGCAAGCGCCAUCAGGAGGGUAACUUGUACCCGCUCACCCUGGAGGAGAUCCUGGAUGAGACCAAUCAGCUGGACGCCGGCUCCAAAGUCAAACAGUGGCUACAGACAGAGGCGUUGCCUAGCAACCCGAAGAUCAUGGUGACGCCGGAGGGCAAGUACCAGUUCAAGCCGCCGUACGAUCUGCGAGACCGCAAGACGAUGCUGAAGCUACUGCGGAAGCACGACCUCAAGGGCUACGGCGGCCUGCUGCUAGAGGACGUGCAGGAGAGCCUGCCCAACUGCGACCGCAUCAUGAAGCAAAUAGCCAACGACAUCACCUACAUCGUCCGGCCGCAGGACAAGAAGAAGGUCAUCUUCUACAACGACCGCACGGCCCGCUUCCAGGUGGACGAGGAGCUCGCCAAGCUGUGGCGCAGCGUGCCUGUCCGCGGCGUCGAUGACGAGAAGAUCGAGGAGUACCUGGAGCGCCAGGGUCUCCAGGCGAUGCAUGACCACGGCCUGAAGAAGCUGGUGCCGCCCAAGCGCAAGUCUCGCGGAGGAAAGCGGAAGAACAAGGCGCCGAAGGACAAUGACCAUCUGAAGGAUGUGCUGGAGACCUAUGAUGAGGGUUAAUAAGUGGAUGGGUAGGGGGUUUUGAGGGCAGGCUUCCGCUGGGUGAGGGUAGUGGAGUCAGGAGGGUCCUAAGUUAUUGACGCGCUGUGAAAUGUCAUCGGAGCGGGGCACGAGCAGGUUCGCCCCGUCCGAUACUAACGUUUAGGACUUAAGUACUGCAAACUGAGCGUAUACGAUACGCAUUACAAGCAGACACAAACCGUAAACACUGCGUGCGGGAUCCGCUAGAAUAAGGACCGCGUGAAUCGACGGAUCGUACUGUGAAUCUUUGCGCCUGUAAGUCUUUGGGGUGCUUGCGCCAUCGUGAAUCGUGUAUCGUAAACGGCUAAGCUAUGAACACCAUUACAAAUACACUCGACUAUACUC